UGCCGCAUAGACGGGAAGCAAAAUAAAAAAUAAGACAAUUACUUUGUUUUGAUAUUUUGAUAUAUGUCAAAUAGUCUGGCGCGAAUGUUUAAAAAUAGUUAAAUGUUUCGCAAAUUUUACAACGUUGUUGUUGUUGUUGUUGUUGUUGUUGUUGUUGUUGUUGAAAGUAAACCUUGUAUAAAAAUGUCUUUGGAUCAAGUUGUCAACGCAGAUGCUGUCGAAGCACUAAGUCAGGAAGAAGAUGAUGAAGAAGAGGAAGUAUUCUUCCAAGAUAUAGAAAUGCUGCAAAAUCAUGGUAUUAAUGCAGCGGACAUCAAAAAGUUAAAAUCAGUAGGGAUAUGUACAAUAAAGGGCGUUCAAAUGACAACAAAAAGAAAACUGUUGCAAAUAAAAGGAAUAUCUGAAGCAAAAGUUGACAAAAUCAAAGAAGCUAUACAAAAGAUUGUAAGUUCUGGGUUUUACACAGCGUUAGAGUACAGUGAAGUUAGAAAGCAAUGUUUCAGAAUAACAACUGGUAGUCAAGAAUUAGACAAACUUCUUGGAGGUGGCAUAGAAAGUAUGUCAAUCACUGAAGCAUUUGGAGAAUUUAGAACAGGGAAAACACAGUUGUCUCAUACGCUUUGUGUAACUGCUCAAUUACCAGGCGAAAAUGGUUAUCCUGGUGGUAAAGUCAUGUUUAUUGACACUGAAAACACAUUUCGUCCAAAUAGAUUACGUUCCAUAGCAGAUCGUUAUAACUUAGACCAUGAUGCCAUGCUGGGUAAUGUUGUAUUUUGUCGAGCAUACACAAGUGAACAACAAUUCGAAGUGUUGGAGCAGGUAUCUGCGAAAUUUCACGAAGAAGCUGGAGUGUUUAAAUUGUUGAUCAUUGAUUCUAUAAUGGCAUUGUUUCGUGUGGACUUCUGUGGUCGAGGCGAGCUUGCCGAUCGACAACAGAAACUUGCGCAAAUGUUAUCAAAGCUUCAGAAAAUUUCCGAAGAAUAUAACGUGGCAGUCUUUAUUACCAACCAGAUGACGUCAGAUCCUGGAGCAACGAUGUCAUUCCAAGCUGACCCAAAGAAACCAAUCGGUGGCCACAUACUGGCGCAUGCGUCAACUACAAGAAUAUCUUUGAGAAAGGGCAGAGGUGAAUUACGUAUCGCAAAGAUAUACGACAGUCCGGAUCUUCCUGAGAAUGAAGCAACGUAUGCUAUCACUGAAGAAGGAAUUGCGGACGCUAAAGAAUAAUUGAAGCUCUAGUAACAUCUGCCAAUCAGUUUAGAAGCACAUGCCUUUUCUAUCUAAUUAUAGCCUCGUGCAUCCGUUCACGCUGAUGAAUAGUGUUACGUGUUAUGGGCUUUGAAGUUUUUAAAAAUUAAUGAAUUUGUUUUUUGUAAUUUAUAUCAAAUUAUGAUUAUUGUUCGUUUUUAAAUCAAUUAAAUUUUAUCUUUGUUAAAAGUAAAGUGUCCAAUAUAUCGGGCUAGCCUAAACGACAAAAUAAAAGUACAGUUAACAGCAUUUACACCAUCUUCGAAAAUUGUUAGUACACUACCUAAUAAAAAAGUUAUUUCUCAAUUUGGAAUAUCCACGUAUAUCCAGCCAAUUAACAAAACCUAGAAUUCGAUUUAAAUCUAAUGUAUUUGUGAAUGUUGUUAAUAAUUUCUGGUGUGUUUAAUUCUUGCGUGUAUCAAUUUUAUGAAAUUAGUUUACAGUUUGAAAAUGUUUUUUUACCAAUGUGAUCAUUCUUUACGACUUUGUAAAAACUGUCGAAAGUUACUACUCUUUGAGACUUGUUGCUUUGAUUUUAGAGGGUGUAUCUAUUAUCACUUUAUCUAUUAUCAAUUUCCUGGCUUAUGAAAGGAUUAAAAAUUAUAUAAGUAGAAAUAAUUUAUUCUUAAGUUCUUUAAAAUUGUUAUCCUAAUGGGUCCGAUAAUGAUAUUGUAGAGAUGCGCUGCGACACCGUUUUUAAAGUAAAAAGCCAAGGCCUGAAGCCUUAUAUAUGGACUAUUUUGGUCUUUUUUUAUAGUAGGGCCUGACAUAGUAUAUAUCAAAUGUUAACUACCCGAAGAAUCUGACCGUCCCAUCCCAUAACCCUUCACAAACUUGAGACAAUAUCCUUAAUAAAAACAUUGCGCGGUUAAUAACGUUUUUACUCGACCCCUCCUCGUGAUUAUUCAAUAUCGGAUCCACAAAAAACAAAAAUAAAAAUGUGAAAAGUAAACAAUGUUUCUUUAAUCUUUGAUAUUGCUUCACUUCCCUUAAUUAAAGCUAACCAGUUCAAGUUUAAGAUAUUUAUUUUAGAAAUUUUGAUAAUUAUUAUUUUAAAGAUAAGCUUAAGUUGAGUAUAACAGAGUGAAGAAUCUACUAGAGAAACUACAUAGAAAACGAUGGCAAAAUAUAUUUCUCUCGUAUUUGCAUUCACAACAAUUCUCUCGACAACUGCAGAAAAUCCAACCUUAAUUGAACAAUAUCUUGCAAAUAAUGAUGAAAGUUUAAGUAAAAUUACCAAUAUGGAUAACCAAGAAGGCGUUGUAAGUUUUGAUGAAAUGGCAACCAAACACGGUUUUUGCACGUAUGAUUAUCCUGCUAAAUGCAAUGGAAUGUAUUCCUACGGCUGCAAGGUAAUUUAUGCUGGAGAACCACAGAAAGCUUGUUGGAGACAAUGCAAAAUGAACCAGCUGACUUAUUGCUACAUACGCACAUCUAUUGGUGGAAAAAAACAUUGCCAAACUGCAAGAGACUGCGAAGACUUUGAUCUAACAAAACCAGCAGAAGAGAUUUGUGAAGUACGUGGUUUUAUGUGGGGUCCGAAUACACCAAUUUGUAAAAGUAAAAUAGUUGAACACAGAGCAUAAAAGCCUACAAAGGAAAUUAUAAUUUCUUAUCUUAAUCUUUUCUUUAAGGAAACUACUAUUUGCUUAAAUUAGUAUAUUUAAAUUGUAUCUAUUUAUAAAGAGAAGUUAUUUUCGUGAUGAGAUAUUUUUUUCACAAGA
Hydractinia symbiolongicarpus is the source of this 2972-nucleotide messenger RNA. RefSeq names its product meiotic recombination protein DMC1/LIM15 homolog. Gene Ontology annotation, cellular component: nucleus; condensed nuclear chromosome. Gene Ontology annotation, molecular function: DNA strand exchange activity; ATP hydrolysis activity; ATP binding. The record is from RefSeq and is a predicted model, not a curated record. Lineage: Eukaryota; Metazoa; Cnidaria; Hydrozoa; Anthoathecata; Hydractiniidae. Gene Ontology annotation, biological process: reciprocal meiotic recombination; chromosome organization involved in meiotic cell cycle; mitotic recombination. The coding region runs from base 103 to 1227 and encodes 374 amino acids. The transcript is spliced from 17 exons.